Messenger RNA from Parnassius apollo (apollo), 342 nucleotides. The record is from the annotation of a GenBank genome assembly. NCBI's taxonomy places the organism in Eukaryota, Metazoa, Arthropoda, Insecta, Lepidoptera, Papilionidae.
AUGAGUUCUAACGACUUAAAUAUUGAGCGGUGGUUAGAAGAAGAUCUAUCAGAUGAAGAAAACAUAUCAAACGAUGAAUGUAGCGACGUGGAUUGUGACGUAGACUUGAAUCAUGUGUUAGAAGAAAGUUAUGGAUCAGAUUCCGAAUAUGAAGAGACAGCUGAGAGGGAAAAUUCUUUGUGUCAUAAUUCUUUAUCUUCGAUUCCACCAGAUGAUGAAGCGUUUUUAUCUGAAGAUGAUGAGCCCCUAUCACAAAUGCGAUCGCGGCCAAGGAAAAAGAAAUUUUUCGGAAAAAAUCGCGAACGUUACAUCAUAAUAUUGUGCAAGAACCACCUGGAGUAA